Molecule: messenger RNA, 1167 nt
Organism: Lathyrus oleraceus (garden pea)
Lineage: Eukaryota; Viridiplantae; Streptophyta; Magnoliopsida; Fabales; Fabaceae
Product: ubiquitin-conjugating enzyme E2 4
Exons: 7
Coding region: 337-897 (186 amino acids)
Source: RefSeq, a predicted model, not a curated record
UAUAUAUAUCUUUUUCUAACUCUCUCUUCCACCUCUCUUUCUUUCUUCUUUCUUCUUUCCCAAUUCCCAAUCACUCUCUUAUCCCAAACGCCAUCGCUAAACGCCGUUUAGGGUUUCAGGCAAGCCUUCAUUUCUCACUCUCACUUCCACCAUUACCAAUUAGCUUUUCUUAUUUCGUAUAUAAAUCCUCUCCUGGGUUUUGAUUUUCCACUAUUUGAAUUUUGAACCAUACUUAGAAUUACCGAAUUUUUCUCUUCAUUUUUCGUUAAUUAAGCCUCCGUAGAUCUUUGAAUCGGAAUUUGCCUCGGUUGAAAUAAGUGGUUUGUUAUCGUCAAAAUGUCAUCUCCAAGCAAGAGACGGGAAAUGGACGUAAUGAAAUUGAUGAUGAGUGAUUAUACAGUGGAGACGAUAAAUGAUGGACUCACAGAAUUCAAUGUGGAGUUUAAUGGUCCAAAAGAAAGCCUUUAUGAAGGCGGAGUUUGGAAGAUUCGUGUUGAACUUCCUGAUGCAUAUCCUUACAAAUCCCCUUCUAUCGGCUUCGUGAACAAAAUAUACCACCCGAAUGUUGAUGAGUUAUCUGGCUCUGUAUGCUUGGACGUAAUUAACCAAUCAUGGAGUCCAAUGUUUGAUCUUCUAAACGUCUUUGAAGUUUUUCUUCCACAACUCUUGCUUUAUCCAAACGCCUCAGAUCCUUUGAAUGGCGACGCCGCAUCCUUAAUGAUGAAGGAUAGAAAGUUGUAUGACCAAAAAGUUAAAGAGUAUUGUGAGCGGUAUGCUAAGAAGGAAAACAUUUCCAACAAUGGUACAGCUGAUGAUGAGGACAGUGAUGAGGAAGACAUCAGCGAAGCAAAUACCCAAUCAAGUGAUGAUGAAAUUCCUGGUCAUGCUGACCUUUAAAUAGUGCUCUUUAAGUUUAAGGGUCCAUGUAUUAUUACACAUAUUUACUUGUUUAGUUAUAAUUAUAAGAUGUAGGGUUAUUUCUCUGUACUACUUUUCUGCCCUUAUAAUAACAGUUAUUAUUCCUGUAUAAUAAUUUCUUAUAAAGCUAUACUAUAAUAUGUUAUUAGGGCUUUAAACUUUAAAUUGUAAUUUGUAUAUUAAUAUCUGACAUUUUUCUUUCCAAAUUUAAGGAAAUCAGAAAUGUAACAGUUAAAGAUACAUGCUGAA